This is a messenger RNA of Puccinia graminis f. sp. tritici CRL 75-36-700-3, 576 nucleotides long. RefSeq lists its product as uncharacterized. The coding region runs from base 1 to 576 and encodes 191 amino acids. NCBI's taxonomy places the organism in Eukaryota, Fungi, Basidiomycota, Pucciniomycetes, Pucciniales, Pucciniaceae. The transcript has a single exon. The record is from RefSeq and is a predicted model, not a curated record.
AUGAUUGCGGGUGAGCCAGCACUUGAGGACAACAAGAAUACUAUGCUGUGUGCUAUUAUCAUUGCCAAAAUCUCUCCAGCAACUCAUAGAAACGUUGUGAACGCAACAAACAAGGUCAACACCCAGCUCCUGUGGAAAGCCAUCCUAAAACGGUUCAUCUCAUCCAAACCAUCCAACCGAGCUCGUGUGUACAACUCCUUUGCCAACAUCACGUUUGACGUCAGCAACAUAGAAAAAUUCAUAACCGAAGUAAGGAGCUCCAUUGUGAAGAUGGAAGAUGUCAAAAUAAAACUUCCUGAAGAUAUUUUCACCUACAAUCUUCUCAGACAACCCCCCAGCAGUCUGGACAACAUCAAACAGAGUAUUACUCAUUCUAAAUAUGGCAAAGAAAUCAAUCCGGAAUCUCUUCUGAAUCACCUCAAAAUCCACCUCAACAAACUCAAGGUGGCAAUUGCAAGCAAGGGCAAAUCGGUCACCACUACCAUAUUUACUAAGGAAGGUGUGUUGAUAAUCGCACUCCUACCCCCUCCCCGCACGCCCACGCCCCCGCCCCUCGGAAGCGUGUUUUUUCAAUGA